AUGGAUAUUACCGCUGAUAACGAAAGAAACGCUAUACAACAGGAAUAUGUCAAUUUCUUAGAUGACGAUAUUGACUCGGGAGCUUAUCACAAUAUGGUUAAAGACAUGAUUAAUAAAGGCCAGCAAAGAUUGAUCGUCAAUAUGAAUGACCUACGUGUUAAAAGGCCUAGACGUGCAUCAAGGAUACUAGAGGAUGCUGUAGAUGAAAUUAUUGCAUUUCAGAAAGCCUUGAAACAAUUUCUAGAGAUGGUAGAUCCUUCAUACGUUGGCAAACAUCCCGAUUUAUUUGUUGGCUUCCGUGGCAGUUUUGGUGCCAAACACGUUACACCCCGCACUUUAUCAGCACGUUUCCUUGGUAAUAUGGUCUGUGUGGAAGGCAUAGUAACUAAAAUGUCGCUUGUUAGACCUAAAGUUGUUAGGAGUGUGCAUUAUUGUCCUGUAACUAAAAAGGUUAUUGAGCGUACUUAUACCGACCUGACCUCUCUUGAUGCAUUUCCAUCGGCUGCGGUCUAUCCAACUAGGGACGAUGAUAAUAACCCCUUGGAAACAGAGUACGGCUUAUCAACUUAUAAAGAUCAUCAAACCAUUACGAUACAAGAAAUGCCUGAAAAAGCUCCUGCGGGACAGCUACCAAGAUCUAUUGAUAUCGUAUUGGAUGAUGAUUUAGUAGAUUCAUGCAAACCUGGUGAUAGAGUUCAGGUCAUCGGUAUAUACCGAUGUUUACCUAAUAAACAAAAUGGUUAUACUAAUGGUACUUUUAGAACGAUUAUAAUUGCAAACAACGUCCUAGUGCUAACGAAAGAAGUCAUUCCAAAUUUGGACAAGGCGGAUUUUGAUCAGAUUAGACGCUUUAGCAAAAAAAAUCAAAAAGGAGUAUUUAAUAUCCUAGCAAAUUCAGUUGCACCAUCAAUUCAUGGCCAUGACUAUAUCAAAAAGUCGAUCCUAUGCAUGUUGUUAGGUGGUUGCGAGAAAUUGCUAGAAAACGGAACACGCCUUCGUGGCGAUAUCAAUAUACUUUUAGUUGGCGAUCCUUCAACUGCAAAAUCUCAACUUCUAAGGUAUGUCUUGCAUAUCGCACCACGUGCAAUUCCUACUACUGGGCGCGGUUCUACUGGCGUAGGUCUCACUGCAGCUGUUACUACUGAUCAAGAAACUGGUGAGCGUCGCUUGGAAGCUGGUGCAAUGGUCCUCGCUGACCGUGGUAUUGUUUGUAUAGAUGAAUUCGAUAAGAUGAGCGAUAUUGAUCGUACAGCCAUCCACGAAGUCAUGGAACAAGGACGUGUUAGCAUAUCUAAAGCUGGAAUUCAUGCUAAGUUAAACGCAAGAUGUAGUGUAUUGGCAGCAGCUAAUCCAGUGUAUGGCCGCUAUGACGAGUUUAAACCACCGAUGGACAAUAUUGGAAUGCAAGAUUCGCUGUUAACAAGAUUUGAUUUGAUAUUCGUAGUACUUGACCAGGCGGAUCCUGAUAAUGAUCGUGCUAUAUCCGAGCAUGUGCUUCGAAUGCAUCGGUAUCGUCUUCCUGGUGAGCAGGAUGGAGAUGUCUUAAGUAUCGAUAAAUCUGCCGACAUGUUAGCUACUACUGAUCCGGACGAAGAAAUCUUAUCCAAGGAUAAUAGUGGUAAAUCUGUAAUAUAUGAAAAACACGACAAUUUAUUACAUGGUUCCAAACGAAUGACUGGCAAGAACAAGAUUGUUUCGAAAGACUUUCUUAUAAAAUACAUUCACGUUGCUAAGAAAAUUAAGCCUACUUUAACGCAGCAAGCUACUACCUUAAUUGCUGAAGAAUAUUCUAAGCUACGCAAUACCGAAGAAUAUGACUCUACCAAAGCUAAGACGCAACCAGUCACUGCCCGUAGUCUAGAAACCAUGAUUCGAUUUGCUACUGCUCAUGCAAAAGCAAGAAUGAGUCCAACGGUUGAUAAGGUUGAUGCAGAAUUUGCUAUUGACGCUAUUAUGUAUGCAUACUUCAAGAAGGUUGAAAGAAAGUCUAAGCGUAAAGUCACGAAAGGCUCAGAUGACGAGGAUGAUGAUGAGAGCCCUAGCCAACAAGACAAAAGAAAGCGUCGUCGUAGGAAAAGAUCCGAUGAAGAUUCUGAUGAAGAUUCUGACAGUAAUUCACCUAUUAGUUCGCAAAAGAAAGAUUCCUAUGACCCGUACAGUUUUGAUAACGAAAUGGAAGGAAUUGACUCAACGAGAUCCCCUAGUAAUGCUGUGCGUACCGAGGGGCAAUCAGGCGCAACCGAAGAAGAUGGCGACACACAAGAAGAAUCACAGGAGCCAAUAUCUAGUGAUAGGUUAAAGAUAUUUGAAACUGCUCUGAAUGCUGUAUUUAUGACUGGAUACGUUGAGUUUUUAAGCCGCGAGGAAGUUUGUCGUAGGGUAAACAAUCAACAAAAUGAGGAUGAAAAGUUCAGUGGCACGGAAAUGUCACAGGCUUUACAUUCUAUGCAGAAUGACAACAAAAUUAUGAUUGACGACAAAGAUGACGUCUAUUUAAUUUAA
Trichoplax adhaerens is the source of this 2502-nucleotide messenger RNA. RefSeq lists its product as uncharacterized. The record is from RefSeq and is a predicted model, not a curated record. Lineage: Eukaryota; Metazoa; Placozoa; Uniplacotomia; Trichoplacea; Trichoplacidae. The coding region runs from base 1 to 2502 and encodes 833 amino acids. Gene Ontology annotation, cellular component: nucleus; MCM complex. Gene Ontology annotation, biological process: DNA replication; double-strand break repair via break-induced replication; DNA strand elongation involved in DNA replication. Gene Ontology annotation, molecular function: ATP binding; ATP hydrolysis activity; single-stranded DNA binding. The transcript has 14 exons.